UCCCACUCAUUGGCUUAUUCGAUAAAAUCUUUGGUAUUUGGACGCUUUACAAAGUUUUGUUUUGUUUUUUUUUUAUAAAGUAAAAUAAAAAUAUCUAAAAAAAUAACAGAAUGGGCUGUGCUAAUACGAAAAGUACAAAAAAAUCACAACAAAAAUCACAAAAAUCACAAAGAACUGGUGAACAGAUUUUAUCUAAACAGAUGCCAGCAUCACAAAUUGCACCAAUAUCAAAUGUUGAUUCGAAAUUUUGUUCGAAAAUUGUUCAACAACCAAAUUCACAAAUGCAAAAAAAUAUUCUUGCCGGUAGUAUGGCUUCGAAUGUUUUAAGCAGUCAAAUACAACCAUCACAAUUUGAUUCAAAAUAUGAUGGUGGUUCAGUAGUAUCAACAUUAAGUUCACAAGGUGGUAGUUCAGUAUUGGGCAGUCAACUUAAUCCAAGUGAUUAUCAAUCAUCGGCAUUAGGUGGUUCAGUAAUUGGAAGUUCAGGAGUUGGUAGUUCAGCAAUUAGUUCAUCCGGAGCAUCAACACCAUAUUCAACAAUAUCACAAACAGGUGGAUCAUCAUUAUCUGGUGCAUCAUAUGGUGGUUCAUCAUUUGCACCUGGUUCUUCAUAUGCAGGCAGUAAUGUUUCAACAUAUUCAAAUAUGUCUAACGUAAAAGGCAGUAGCGCUAUAUCCGGUGUGAGUAAACCUGGUGAUAGCUAUUUUUCGGGUGUUUCGGGUGCAUCGGGUGUAUCAGGCGUAUCGGGAAUUUCGGGAGUUUCUGGUGUGUCAGGUGCAUCUGGUGUAUCAGGCGUAUCGGGAAUUUCUGGUGUAUCAGGCGUAUCAGGCGUAUCAGGUGUUUCUGGUGUAUCCGGUGUAUCUGGUGUAUCUGGUGUAUCCGGUGUAUCUGGUGUAUCUGGCGUAUCUAAUGCAUCAAGUUAUGCUGAUUCAAAAUUUUCAUCAGCAGUUUCUAAAGGUGGUGAUCCAAUCAGUAUUUCAAUUGCAAUAUCAAAAGGAUCACCGCGUGAUAAAAAGGGUCAAAAGCUUUAUACACCAAGUCAAAUUUUUACAAAAUUUUUGGAUGAAAAGAAAGGUGGUAAACAUGGACCAAAAACUGCUAAGCAACAGAUAGCAAAAUUUUCUAAAGUUUAAACAAACAAAAAAAACAA
Dermatophagoides pteronyssinus (European house dust mite) is the source of this 1150-nucleotide messenger RNA. RefSeq lists its product as uncharacterized. Lineage: Eukaryota; Metazoa; Arthropoda; Arachnida; Sarcoptiformes; Pyroglyphidae. The record is from RefSeq and is a predicted model, not a curated record.